AUGUACACCAAUCUUCUCAAAUUAUUCGGAUAUAUGAUUUUAUUAUGUGGCAUCCUGAAUCUCUCUGAAAUUAUAUGGUCUCGUUUGCAGUUGAGCAAAAAGCUUGCAGCAAAGAGCUCAACAACCUACGAAAUAAACUUUGCUAACUUUUCUCAGCACUACAAAUAUAUAUUGUUGCCGAGCUCUUCAACACUAUCUUCAUGUCUUGGAAACGGCGGACGCAGCCCUCUAAUGAUCGCCACUGUCUUAUCCAUUGCAAAUCAUACCGAGGAGCGCCAAGCUGUACGUGAAACCUGGGCAUCAGAAAGAGAAUCGAAAUUCAUUAAAACCCACUACGUGAUAGUAUUCUUCAUCAUAUCUGCUACAUCCAAAAACGAUCUACAAAUUGUGCAGAAAGAGCAAGAAGAGUAUGACGAUUUGAUUGUCACAGACUUGCACGAAGCCUUCAAGAAUUUACAUCUCAAAGUCUACGCGUCUAUGGUCUUCCAUCAACAAUACUGUCCAUCGGCGCAAUUUCUCAUGAAAGUUGACGACGAUGUCGCACUCAACCUUGAUCGCAUGGUUGAUACAUGGAAAAGAGACAAUGAAUCUAUUCGCUCUAUUUUCUGUCACGUUUGGAAAAAACCACAUCCAAACAGAAACAUCAACAGUAAAUAUUACAUUCCCAAAAAUGUGUGGCCAAGCGAACAUUACCCGCCUUUUUGCAGUGGUCCUAUGUAUAUAAUGGGUAGAGAGGCUAGUCAGCUCAUCCUUGACUAUGCUCCCUCAUUUACGCCACUAGGUGGAUUGGAUGACCCAUUCUACACUGGUAUUAUUGCCGAAGAGGCAAAGAUUCGAAGAGUUCAUUGGGAAGCUAGCGUGACUUUGGAUUUCCGGAAAUUUUCGCUGAAGCGCAAUAAAUCAAAGGAGGUGAAGAUUUUCGUUCAUUCGUUGCAUUCACCAGAACAUCUUCGAACAGUUUUUCAACUUAUGAAAGAUAUAAUAAAUAUAUUUUUCAAACUUUUUGGGUAUGCUGACUGCCAUAGACGAAUCGUAAAUAACUGCUUAUUCCAAAGGCUCCUCCGCGGUCGCUCAGCUUGA
Molecule: messenger RNA, 1080 nt
Organism: Cylicocyclus nassatus
Lineage: Eukaryota; Metazoa; Nematoda; Chromadorea; Rhabditida; Strongylidae
Source: the annotation of a GenBank genome assembly